AAAUGAAAUAUCAAAAAGUUCCCCUCACUUUUAAUGCCAAGCAAGCGAUUUAGAACUGAACACCAAGGCACGCGUUAAAGUAAACAUGGAGAUGUUACACUCGUCGAUACAAACACACGCCAUCUCUUCACGCACGCGCUUUAUCAAUUCUUCUUUAUAACCAGCCGACUCGUUCUAUCCUGUACCGACACACAUAAAAAAAGCUUUUGUUCUCCUUUUUCUUAUCUUCAAUACGCCUAUUCUCUCUUUCUCAUCCUUUUCUUCGAAGAUUAGCUUUCCUUCACUUUUGAUUCAAGAGUACAUUUUACAUUCAUUGCUUCUCAUUCCUUUUAUUUAUAUAAGCCUUUUACGAGAGCAAUAUUAAAGAAAAAAGAAAAGAAAAAAAAUCAUGACAAAAUCCGCUGCUACUCAACACAUGAGCCAAAUCCAGAGCCAUCUUCAGGUUGCUCCGUGCGCUGCUCAGGAGGAGUCGAGAAUAAAGACCCCGAUCGAGUCUAUGGCAGAGGAGAGAGAAAAGGCAACCUUCAAUGUGAGGGAAUUGACUUAUUACUUGGAUGGCGGGGAAAAGUUCACCAAGGUUCGUGAAAAGUUUAUGAUGGAACUGGAGCGGGACCCCACAUUCCGGAUGUACGACAUGUAUGACGUUACCAAGGAUCAGAUUAGAGAGCGCACAAUGGAAAAAUUUCGCACGAUUGUGCACUAUGUCUCGGCAGAGCCCGUCCCCAUCUUCACAUUGCGAAUGCAAACCAUUUCUUUGAUUGACCCUGGAUUUUGGACCCGCUUUGGAGUGCAUUAUGGCUUGUUUUUUGGCGCUCUUCGCGGGUCUGCUACUUCGGCCCAGUUUUCACACUGGGUCUCCAAGGGUGCCCUGGCCUUGAAUGGAAUGGUUGGAUGCUUUGCCAUGACUGAGCUAGGUCAUGGCUCCAAUGUGGCUGGACUGGAAACCACAGCAACCUUCGAUGAAACCUCGGAUCAAUUCAUCAUCCAUACUCCUACUAUCACAGCAACCAAGUGGUGGAUCGGAGGUGCAGCUCAUACGGCUACACACUGCGUAGUUUUUGCUCAGCUCAUUGUGCGUGGCAAACGUUAUGGUACAAAGUCCUUCGUGGUCCAGCUGCGUGACACUCACACCUACGGACUCAUGCCUGGAGUCAAUAUUGGAGAUAUCGGGAAGAAGAUGGGCCGCGAUGGCAUCGACAAUGGCUGGAUUCAGUUCACAAAUGUUCGCAUCCCUCGCACAAACAUGUUGAUGAAGCACACUAAGGUCUCCCGUGCCGGCGAGGUGAAGGAACCUCCAAUGGCUCAGUUAACAUACGGGGCCCUGAUCCAAGGCCGUGUGGCUAUGGUGGUAGACUCUGGAAAUAUUGCCAAGAAGGCUAUUACUAUUGCUGGCCGCUAUGCUGCAGUUCGUCGUCAGUUCACUUCUAAUCCGCAUGAUGUUCAGGAAACAAAGCUGAUUGACUAUGCUAUCCACCAGUACCGUUUGAUGCCUCUCUUGGCUCAAGCUUAUGCUUUCCACUUUACAGGUGUUGAAACCAACAAGCUGUAUGAAGACCUAAUGGAUCAGCUUGAAUCGACUCAACCUGACGAUCCCACCAUGAACCAAGUCCUAGACACACUCAAGGAGACGCAUGCUACCUCAGCAGGUUUAAAAGCCUUCUGUACCUGGGGCACAUUAAACGCAAUCGAGGCGUGCCGCCAGUCCCUUGGUGGCCACGGAUACUCUGCUUACACAGGGCUCGCGACAACAUACAAUGAUUUCGCUGUGCACUGUACAUGGGAGGGAGACAACACUAUAUUGACUCUCCAAUUGGGUCGUUACCUAGUCAACUGCUACCGCGAGGUGAUCACAGGCAAGACCCAACCUGAUGGAGUCAGUUAUCUUAACCAUCUGGACACUCUCCUUAACCAAGGAUGCGCAGUCAAGACCAACGAAGAGAUUCUGGACUUUGACAUUAUCCAGCAGGCCUGGGGCGUUGUGUCGGCCAAUGUGGUCAAGAAGGCUGGAGAAGAUUUUGAUGCGUGCUUGAAGCAAGGUUUGAGUCCCGAGGCUGCUUAUGAAGAAUGCUCUCAAGCACGUCUUGCAGCGGCCAAGAUUCAUUCUUUUGGCUAUGUCUUCCGUCGCUUUACACAGGCUGUCAGGAAUGCGCCUGAAGGUCUUCGCCCUAUUCUCACGAAGGUUUGCCUGCUGUACGGUCUGUACUCAAUUGAGCAGAACGCUGGAUUUUUCUUGCAAUACCGUUACUUUACUCCUUCGCAAAUGGACUAUGUUCGAGCUCAGGUGAACGCCUUUUGCCGAGCGGUUCGGCAGGAAUAUAUUCCUUUGAUUGAUGCAUUCAAUUACUCUGAUUACAUGAUUAACUCUCCUUUGGGAGUCUAUGAUGGCAAUGUUUAUGAGAAAUAUUUUGACCAGGUUAAGCGCCAGAACCCUGUUGGCCAGCCCCAUCCUUAUCUCCCUUUGAUUCAAUCUCUCCUCCGGCGCGAUAUUGAGGACGAUGAGCCAUUGGAGGAUGAUGAUGAUGAUGAUGAGUAAAGUAUAGGAAAUAAGUCAUCAAUGCUUCUCGCUAUUAUACCAAAAACUUAG
Messenger RNA from Lobosporangium transversale, 2584 nucleotides. Its product is annotated as acyl-CoA dehydrogenase/oxidase C-terminal. The coding region runs from base 389 to 2533 and encodes 714 amino acids. Gene Ontology annotation, molecular function: acyl-CoA oxidase activity; FAD binding; fatty acid binding. The transcript has 4 exons. Gene Ontology annotation, biological process: lipid homeostasis; fatty acid beta-oxidation using acyl-CoA oxidase. The record is from RefSeq and is a predicted model, not a curated record. Lineage: Eukaryota; Fungi; Mortierellomycota; Mortierellomycetes; Mortierellales; Mortierellaceae. Gene Ontology annotation, cellular component: peroxisome.